Brassica napus (rape) is the source of this 2526-nucleotide messenger RNA. Its product is annotated as RING-H2 finger protein ATL70. The coding region runs from base 1285 to 1782 and encodes 165 amino acids. Lineage: Eukaryota; Viridiplantae; Streptophyta; Magnoliopsida; Brassicales; Brassicaceae. The record is from RefSeq and is a predicted model, not a curated record. The transcript has a single exon.
CGAACCAAUAUCCAGAUUAAACAGAUUUAAUGUAUUUUUAUUAAAAAUAACGAAACUAAUAAUCACAUUCUGCGCACAGCGCGGAUUAUUUCCUAGUUGUUAUGAUGUUUCAAUCAUUUUGCUGGUGUUAUGCAUAUAUAUAUUCGUGAUGACCUCUCGCUUGUCAAGUGGCUUCCAAGCACCUUAUAAAGUAUAGUAUCCUCGUUUAUAAUAUAUGGUUCUGUCUUAUUCUUGUUAUGCAUUCGAAUUUAUCUGUUUAUAUAAGUGUAUAUUGAAAUAAACGUCAUGCAGGCAUGCAAUGACGCAUUAACUUUGUUUAUUAUAACAACUGCUCAACGUAUCGGCCUUUGGCCCUAAAUUAAUAGAGUUUUCUUACAUCAGUACAAACCCCAAAUUAUGAAGAAUUUUUUUUUAUAAAAGCUCUUAAGAAAUGUUUAUAAUUCCUAAAUUCUCAAAUCCGACCCUGAUGAUUGGUGUAGUAACUAACUUGGCCGUGAAGUGCAAGAAAAAAAGAAGAUGACGUUAUUUAUGAUUUCAACUACAAUAAAACCUCUAUAAAUUAAUAAUGUUGAGACUAGACCAAAACUAUAAUUUUUUAUUAAUUUACAGAGAUAUUAAUUUAUCGAUAUACUAAUUGAACCAAAAAUUCGAUUUGGGACUAUAAAAUUAUAUUAUUUUAUAGAGAUUUUUAGUGUAUAUUAAUUUAUAGAGUAUUAAUUUAAAGAGGUUAUAUUGUAGUUUGAUUAUAUAUCUAAGUAAAAAUGUAUUUUGUCACCAUAUAAUAUUAUUCUACACUACGAAAAUGUUUAAUUUUUAUCAUAGAAAUAAUUAUAUAUUGUUAAACCAACAAAGGCAAAGUUAUAUUGGGAUAUUUAGAGAGGAAACAGAUUUAGAGAUGACAAAUAUAGUGUUCCUAUCUAAUAUGUUGUUAUAUUGUCGUCUACUUAAACACUUUUAAAUCAAUCUAUUUAUAAUACGAAUGAAAUCCCAUUUGGAAUAUUUUCAUGACCUAAAAUAACGAACAAAUGAGAAUAUGCUUAUUCAAUAUACACUUAGAAUAUUAGCAAUUUCAUACAUGCAUGGAUUAAUUACUAACCAAAAACACCAUGCUUGCUUUGACAAGCUUUCCAUGCACCUCAUCCCUUUUCUUAGCAUUGACUUUUGAUAAUCCAAACAUGCUUCUCUAUCCAUACCUUAAUAAUCAUAUAGCUGACCAAACCUCUAUUAUUUAUCAUCUUCCUCUUCUAAACCUCAUUAACCAAAAACCAUUAAACCGCAGCCACCAUGAAUGCCUUCCAACCGCCACCGCAGACGCCGGUUUUCUCCGGAGGAUUCAGUUACGGAGUCGGAGUCUCCAUCGGAGUGCUUCUCCUCAUCACAACCAUCACCCUCACCUCUUACUUCUGCACACGUAACCAGCACUCUUCAUCACCUUCCCAAAACAAUCAAGAUUUGACUCGUGUACAUCACCACCACCAUGUCAUCAUCGACGUUGUCCCAGGUCUGGACGAGGAUACCAUUCAGAGCUACCCAAAGAUCCUAUACUCGGAAGUGAAAGGAAACUCCACGUCGUCGUGUUGUCACAUAUGCUUAGGAGACUUCAAAGGGAAUCAUAUGCUGCGGCAACUACCCGAUUGUAACCACCUCUUCCACCUCAAAUGUGUCGACACGUGGCUUAGACAAAAUCCUACGUGUCCUGUCUGCCGGACUUCGCCGCUUCCUACUCCCCUCGCCGAGGUUGUCUCCUUAGCCUCUUCUGUCGCCACCAUCAGGAUGUCCUGACUAAUUGUUUGUAUAGCCUCAAGAAUCCUGAACCAAAAUCAAUAAUAGUGUUCAUGAUAUUUAUCUUCUUCAGUUACUUCUUUAGUUCCUUUUAAAGCUUUCAAUUUCGGUCACUAACUGAUGAUUGUAUAUAUAAUUUGGAAUCUGUAAAGGAAGAAAGUUAAGGGUAAAUUUCACAAUAAGUUCUAUGACUUUUGCUUUUGUAAAAAGUUAUAAUAUACUAUUACGUACCUGCAGGUACCACGAAAAAGAAUAUUAAGUCGUUUUGAAAUGUCGAGAGGGAAUUGAAAUAUAUUUUCUUGAUUCUUGGCUUGUAUUGAACUUUUGGGCUCUGACACAUUAUUUAAAUAAAACAACUUGAGGCGUCAAUCCAAUAGAAAAAACGAGAACAAGUUAUAGAAACUUAAUCUAGUGGGAUCAAAUCCGUUACACAGUUGGGCGUUUCAGACGGAUUGCGUACGUAAGUGGGUUUUUCAGCAGUGCCAUUGACCAAGAGAAAUAAAAAAAACGCUCGAAAACGAUUUCUGUAUCAAAUUCCAACUGGCUCAGAAUUAAGUAGGUUAUAGAUGAUAGAAUGUAUUAACUACCAAACCCUUUAUUUUUGUUUUCAAAUACUCAGAAAAAAUAAAAUAUCACACCAAAUUCAUUUUACACAUAUAUCUUUCAUUUAUUAAUCUGAAUAGUGAAACUAUUAAGAACUGAAAUCUAAAAACAUUUUGUAAGAUAGCAUAUUUACAUUUCACA